CUGCUCUUCAUGUAGAUAAAGUGCAGGUUUCCCAGGCUGUCCAGAACAACAGCUAUUCUCUUCCUCACAGGAGAGCUCCCAUUGGAGAUACUGGCUGAAGAGCAUCUCUAAGCAGCAGUUCUGCCUCCUUUAGUGUGGGACCAGGCCAGAGUUUAGUUUACCCACCACAUAAUUUUACCUUUUCCUCUAGACAAGCUUAAGAUCAGUUUAUUACCUUGCAGACAUGUCCCUGCUGCUGUUUUUGUCAGUUAUGCUGAUUGGCUGUCCCCUCUUGAAGACAUUCAUCCUCCAACCAGAGAAACCAGCAGCGACUCAGCCCUCUCCUGCCAUCAGAACCAGCGGAUGUCAGGCUGAAUCUUUGCAGAGCAUCCAAAAGGUUAUACUGAGCUCCUUAAACUUGCAGGCUGAGCCCCAAGUGUCUUUUCCCGGGAUGACUCGGAUCCGAGACCUGUGGAAAGGUGCCUUCCAAGCCACCAGCCGGUCUGAACCCACACAGCCCAACAACACUGAGAACAGAGCGUCCUCUGAGAGUUCCAGCUUAGGAAACUCAUCAGUCCUGCAGUGCUGCAGACUUACCUCUCAGAUUUUCAUUAAAGAUCUCGGCUGGGACAGGUGGAUCAUCUACCCAGAGAGCUUUACCUACGUCCAGUGCAGUGGAUGUGACCCCCAGAAACCUGCAGACCAGAGCAUCCUCCACUGCAGAAGAGACGGCCCGCCCUCCACACAGGGAUUGUGCUGCGAGCCCACUGUCCAGAACAUCGUGCCCUUCCUCUACCUGGAUGAAACCGGCAGCAUCACCAUCGCCUCUGUCCCCCUGGCCAGCGAGUGCGGUUGCAGGUCCGAGAGCAACAGUCAGGCCUCUGAACCCUGAGAGAACACAGCCUUGGCUCUGAGUACCUUCCCCUCACCUAUGACCUCUUAAAUCUGUCACUGACCUGCAGAACACUGGCGUUUCGCUAGACUGGAGGUCAUAAAUCCUGCAUAAAGUUACCCUGUAAUCACUGCUUGCUGCUGCUGGGAGGUCGAUGUAGAACUCUGUAAAUAUCACAAUAUCACACAAUUAGCAGAACUUUUACACACGAGUGUCCAAGAAGAUCAAAACUGAGCAGAUCUUUUCAGUCUAGUACUGAAGAUCCACAUUUGGAACACACCCUUUUAUUUCAGAAACAAAAUACGAAUGCUUUCAAGAUGGUGGCCAUGUUCCAGACAUAGGCAGAAUUAUAGGCGCCCCCUUACCCAUUACUUGCUGGGGUAUUUAGAUGCAUCAUUUUUCCUUUUGUUUUGUUUCUUUUGACCCACCCUGUAGAACAUUAAAAUUUAAAGACAAUCCUCAAAAUGUAAAAAGGAGCCCUGAAUUUGCAAAGAACGCUCAUAGGGUUUAAUAACAAUCUACCUAAUGUAAUGCUUCCACGAGUCCAUGAGUCCAUAAUCAGUUAUAGUUACAUAAUGUUUCAGGAAGUGUAACAGUCUUAAAUUUAAAGCCGCUUUCCUUAGAGCCCCCCCACCCCCUCCAUCACCUAGCUCAUUUACUGUCUCAGUCGUGCAUAGCUUCAUAGCAUGAGUUUGGCAAAAAAAUAAAAAAUAAAUAAAAUUAGAGCACAAAUCACAAAUACAAAACAAUAAAGUGCAACAACAUGGGAACAUUUGUUUCAAUUUUGUGACAUUUUAAACAGAUUAACUAUAAUAUGCUGAAGAUAAAUAUGCUUACCUAUUAAAAUUGCACCAAAAAAAAAAAUAAAUAAAAUAAAUAAUAAUAAAAAAAAAAAAAAAAAAGAGUUUGGCAGGGAAUUGAACAACAGCCAGAGUGUUCCUCACAAAAAUGUGAGCAUCGCAGCAGCUUAGCCAGACUUUUCCCAGACUGGGCCUCUUCAGCUUUUCAAUAAACAACAUUAUAAAAAAGCCCUCAAAUACAAAGAAGCAGAAUUUGCUCUCUGCCUCUAACACCCUCGUCCUUCCUCCUGAGAAAAAGAAUGCAAAUAAUACUGAAUUUUUCAGCUGUUUUCUUCCCCUCUGAAUAGUUUUGCACAUUUGGCUCACUUUGCUCGCUCAUUGUUGUGCUAAUAUUAUCUAUUGUUUUAUUAUGUCAUACAUAGUAUAGAUAAAAGUGUGAAAGUUGCCUAUACCUAAAUAUCUAUGUUUGAUACUCAGAACCUGUCAUAUUUUGACUUAGCUUAUGAUAGACAUUGUUAUCCCAUAAUGCAAUGCAAUGUAUGUCCUUGAAUGUCCCUAAAAUAUUUAAUCUUCUAUUUUAUAUCAGAAUGCACAGAGAAGUAUAAUACUAAACAUUUAUUUUGCUUAUUAUUUUGUUAUAGUGUUAUAUUGUGUAUGAUCAUAACCUUAUCAUUAAAUAAAAUCUUGGAAAAAUAUA
Messenger RNA from Astyanax mexicanus (Mexican tetra), 2368 nucleotides. RefSeq names its product dorsalin-1. The record is from RefSeq and is a predicted model, not a curated record. The transcript has 5 exons. Gene Ontology annotation, biological process: SMAD protein signal transduction; BMP signaling pathway. Gene Ontology annotation, molecular function: growth factor activity; cytokine activity. Bases 224 to 871 code for a protein of 215 amino acids. Gene Ontology annotation, cellular component: extracellular region. Lineage: Eukaryota; Metazoa; Chordata; Actinopteri; Characiformes; Acestrorhamphidae.